AUGAGUUCUAAAUCAGCAGCAGCCAUCUUACAACGACAAUUCAAAGAUUUAACUGAUCCUAAAAAGGGUAUUCCAUCUUUCCAUAUUGAAUUAGAUGAUGAUAAUAUCUUUUUAUGGAAUAUUGGAAUAAUGGUUUUAAAUCCAGAUUCAAUUUAUCAUGGAGGUUAUUUUAAAGGACAAAUGAGAUUCCCUAGUGAUUUCCCAUUCUCACCACCAACUUUUAGAUUUACUCCAGCAAUAUAUCAUCCAAAUAUUUAUCGAGAUGGUAGAUUAUGUAUUUCUAUUUUACAUCAAGGAGGAGAUCCAACAAGUGAUGAACCAGAUAGUGAAACUUGGACACCAGCACAAACAGUUGAAAGUGUUCUUAUUUCAAUUAUUUCCCUUUUAGAAGAUCCAAAUGUUUCAAGUCCUGCUAAUAUUGAUGCAUCAGUUGAAUUUAGAAAGAAUCCGGAAGAAUAUAAUAAAAAAGUAUUAAAAGAAGUUGAAAGAUCAAAAGCUGAUAUUCCUGAAGAUUUCAUUAUGCCAGAUUCUGAACAUAGUGCUUAUGGUAAUCAUCAUGCUAAAAAUAGAGAAGUAAUUGAAGAACCUGUAGAUGAAGAUUUUUGGUAUGAAAGUGAAGAUGAAGAAAGCUUUGAUGAAGAAAGCUUAAUGGAUGAUAUGGAAGAUCAUGAUGAUGACGAUGAAGAAGAAGAAGAUGACGAAGAUGUUGACAUGGGUGGGAAAUAA
Messenger RNA from Hemisphaericaspora subhashii, 726 nucleotides. It is a transcript of the gene CDC34, whose product is annotated as SCF E2 ubiquitin-protein ligase catalytic subunit. The coding region runs from base 1 to 726 and encodes 241 amino acids. The record is from RefSeq and is a predicted model, not a curated record. Gene Ontology annotation, molecular function: ubiquitin conjugating enzyme activity. Lineage: Eukaryota; Fungi; Ascomycota; Pichiomycetes; Serinales; Debaryomycetaceae. Gene Ontology annotation, biological process: proteasome-mediated ubiquitin-dependent protein catabolic process; protein polyubiquitination. The transcript has a single exon.